GCAGAAAUCACCGGACGUGAGGCGAUGUAUUUGAGCUGCAUUGUGGGAGCGGGAAAACGCCGCACAGACGCACGCUGCUAGUGAGCGAGCACAAAGACUUCAACUCCAGAUCAAUAAAGAUAUAACCAUGUCGAUUGGUGUUCCCAUCAAAGUGCUCCAUGAAGCAGAGGGCCACAUUGUGACUUGUGAAACCAAUACUGGUGAGGUGUACAGGGGGAAACUGGUAGAAGCUGAGGAUAACAUGAACUGUCAGAUGUCUAACAUUACUGUGACGUAUCGGGAUGGCCGAGUAUCACAGCUGGAGCAAGUCUACAUUCGUGGCAGCAAAAUUCGCUUCCUCAUCCUGCCUGACAUGUUGAAAAACGCACCAAUGUUAAAGAGCAUGAAGAAUAAAAAUCAAGGAGCAGGAGCUGGAAGGGGCAAGGCAGCUAUUCUUAAAGCUCAAGUUGCUGCGAGAGGUCGGGGCCGAGGAGGGCCAGGAGCAAGAGGAAAUAUCUUCCAGAAAAGACGAUAGUUGGAAUCCUGGGAUGGCUUCAAUGUGUACAGUUUUCUGUUUUACCUUUCGUGUUAAUAGCUUGCUUAAGUUAGAAACCCGUGUUGAUUUGACUGAUGUUGCAGAGCAUUUUUUUAUUUUUUUUUGUUUUUUUUUAAGGUUUUUUCACCUCCUUUUCUCUUUACCAUAAUAAAGGCAGCUCUUUGCUUUUA
Molecule: messenger RNA, 705 nt
Organism: Colossoma macropomum (tambaqui)
Lineage: Eukaryota; Metazoa; Chordata; Actinopteri; Characiformes; Serrasalmidae
Gene: snrpd3l
Product: small nuclear ribonucleoprotein D3 polypeptide, like
Exons: 4
Coding region: 128-514 (128 amino acids)
Biological process (GO): spliceosomal snRNP assembly; RNA processing
Cellular component (GO): U12-type spliceosomal complex; U5 snRNP; pICln-Sm protein complex
Molecular function (GO): RNA binding
Source: RefSeq, a predicted model, not a curated record